AUGGCCGCCCUCUGGCGACCACCUCAGGACUGGGGCCGCGUGCCCUCGUCGCCCACAAUGGCGCCCAUCACUCUCAGCCAAGGAGACUCCGUCAUUGGCCCUCUGGUGCAGCUUCUCAAUGAGGACUGGGUCUCCUGGUGCAGCUCCCCUGACGACAUCGACAGCAACACUCACCAGAGCGACCACCAGGGCUACCAGUCCUUUGAGCAUGGCGCCGUCAGGCAGGAGAACGAGUCCAGCUACGAGCGGCGGCCGACAGAGACGGAGCAUCCUGGCCUGCACCCAGCUGGCUACACUGCACCUGCUCCUGGCUACGGCGUACCCCCACCAGGCUUCAGCGCCCCUGCUCCUGGCUACAGCGCCCCUCCAUCUGGCUUCAGCGCCCCACCGGCCAACUACAGUGCGCCUGCCCCUGGCUACAGCGCGCCCCCAGCGAGUUACAGCACCCCUGUACCAGCCUUCAACGCGCCUCCCACCAGCUACAGCACGCCUGAUGUCUCCCAACCCAGGCCACCCCAGCAGCAGCCACCACCACAGCCACAGGGCCGUAAGCGGCCAUACGAGGAGCCGCGAGGCAGGGGCUACUAUGAGCACCGGGAAGACAAGAGGGGCCGGUCACCUCAGCCGCCUGCAGAGGACGAUGAGGAGGACUUUGAUGAGACGCUUGUGGCCAUCGACACAUACAACUGCGACCUGCACUUCAAAGUAGCCCGGGACCGAUACAGCGGCUACCCACUGACCAUUGAGGGCUUCGCCUACCUGUGGUCAGGUGCCCGUGCCACCUAUGGUGUACGGCAGGGCCGUGUCUGCUACGAGAUGAAGGUCAACGAAGAGAUCUCGGUGAAGCACCUGCCCUCCACGGAGCCGGACCCCCACGUGGUGCGCAUCGGCUGGUCACUGGACUCCUGCAGCACGCAGCUGGGAGAGGAGCUCUUUUCCUACGGCUAUGGUGGCACUGGCAAGAAGUCCACUAACUGCAAGUUCGAGAACUACGGCGAGACCUUCACUGAGAACGACGUCAUCGCCUGCCUCGCGGACUUUGAGUGCGGGGAGGAGGUGGAGUUGUCCUUCAUGAAGAACGGCAAGUGGCUGGGUGUGGCCUACCGGGUGCGGAAGGAGGCGCUGGGCGGCCAGGCCCUCUUCCCCCAUGUCCUGGUCAAGAACUGUGCCAUCGAGUUCAACUUCGGGCAACGCGACGACACCUACUUCUCCGUCCCGCCCGGCUUCACCUUCAUCCAGCACCUGCCGCUGGCUGACCGUGUCCGUGGCACUGUGGGCCCCAAGAGCAAGGCUGAAUGCGAGAUCCUCAUGAUGGUCGGCCUCCCCGCUGCUGGCAAGACCACGUGGGCCAUCAAGCACGCGGCUGCCAACCCCUCCAAGAAGUACAACAUCCUGGGCACCAACGCCAUCAUGGACAAAAUGCGGGUGAUGGGGCUUCGGCGCCAGCGCAACUACGCAGGGCGCUGGGACGUGCUGAUCCAGCAGGCCACGCAGUGCCUCAACCGCCUCAUCCAGAUCGCUGCCCGCAAGAAGCGCAACUACAUCCUGGACCAGACUAACGUGUAUGGCUCAGCCCAGCGGCGGAAAAUGCGCCCCUUCGAGGGCUUCCAGCGCAAGGCCAUCGUCAUCUGCCCCACGGACGAUGACCUCAAUGACCGCACCGUGAAGCGCACGGACGAGGAGGGCAAGGAUGUGCCCGACCACGCCGUGCUGGAAAUGAAAGCCAACUUCACACUGCCCGAGGCGGGCGACUUCCUGGACACGGUGGUGUAUGUGGAGCUGCAGCGCGCCGAGGCCGAGGUGCUGGUGAAGCAGUACAACGAGGAGGGCCGCCGCGCCGGGCCCCCUCCUGAGAAGCGCUUCGACACCCGACCUGGAGGGGGCCGGGCCGUGGGGACAGGAUUGCAGUCGUCUGAGCCCUCCCUGCCCUGUCCGCCAGGCUUCAGCCGGGGCAGCUUCACCCCAAAUCGGUGGGGGAACAACACCAGGGACAACAACACCAGCACCCGGGGCAGCUACAGCCGCAACGCGCAGCCCCCGAGCAGCUACAGCCCUGUCCGCGGACCCAGCACCUACAAAGCCAGCGGUGGCAGCAGUGUCAGCGCCAGCACCGUGGCCCCCACCAACACCAGCACGGCGCCCCCCACCUACAGCCAGGGCCAGCAGCCGACUUACAGCCAGCCCUACAGCCAGGGGGGCUACAGCCAGGGCGGCUACACUCCCAGCUACAGCUACGGGAGCACCAGCGGUUACAGCCAAAGCUACCCCCAGCCCCCGCCCCCGCCGCCGGCGCCAGCGCAGCCCUACAAUCAGCAGAACUACAACCAGUACCAACAGUACGCCCAGCAGUGGAGCCAGUACUACCAGAGCCAGAGCCAGUGGCCUCCCUACUACGGCAACUACGACUACGGGAGCUACUCGGGCAGCAGCCAGGGAGGGACCAGCGCCCAGUGAGCCCAGCCCCGCCGCCGCCCCGGCCUCCGAC
Molecule: messenger RNA, 2485 nt
Organism: Alligator sinensis (Chinese alligator)
Lineage: Eukaryota; Metazoa; Chordata; Crocodylia; Alligatoridae
Gene: HNRNPUL1
Product: heterogeneous nuclear ribonucleoprotein U like 1
Exons: 16
Coding region: 1-2454 (817 amino acids)
Molecular function (GO): protein binding
Source: RefSeq, a predicted model, not a curated record